Capsella rubella is the source of this 983-nucleotide messenger RNA. Its product is annotated as putative F-box protein At4g21240. Gene Ontology annotation, molecular function: protein binding. The record is from RefSeq and is a predicted model, not a curated record. The transcript is spliced from 2 exons. Bases 12 to 908 code for a protein of 298 amino acids. NCBI's taxonomy places the organism in Eukaryota, Viridiplantae, Streptophyta, Magnoliopsida, Brassicales, Brassicaceae.
AAUUAGGAGCCAUGGGAAAAGGAGAAGAGAAGAUACAAGUAAUUCAUAGAAUCACAAAAUCUUCAUCAGCUUGUUUUCAUGGCGACAACAAAUACGAUAAUAAUGAAGUAUUUUCUGGUCGUGACCAUAUUCCCCUUGAUCUAACGAGAGAAAUACUUAUAAGACUACCUGCAAAAUCUAUUUCGAGGUUUCGUUGUGUAUCAAAGUUAUGGUUAUCUAUCACCACCCAACAAGAUUUCAUCGAUUCAUUUGCGGUUCUACAAUCAUCAAUUCCUCCCCAAAGUCUUCUUCUCACCUUCACCAGGGAAGAUAACAUGAAGACGCAUGUCUUCUGCAUGCUGCCGUUUCGUAAGAACUCUACAAGUUAUAAUGAUGUGAACAAGUUUGAUAUGACGCCCCCUAUCAAAGAUUGUCGAUACAGCUGCAGUAACAUUUCUAUCAAUGGCUUGAUCACUUUCAACACCAAGACAGAGACUGUAAUUUGGAAUCCCACCACGAAAGAACAUAUAACCGUGCUUAAACCUAAAACCCCUAAGCCCGUACGUAGCUUCUUAGGAUACGAUCCUAGGGAGAAUACAUAUAAACUACUAACAAUGUCAUGUUCUUAUAUAAGACAGGAAAAAUAUCAAGACCCUCAAAUUCUUACAUUAGGAUCUCAAGAAUCAUGGAGGGUGAUCAAAAAUAGCCCUGAUCAUCAGCCUCGAAGUGAUUAUUAUUGCAUCAACGGAGUUGUGUAUUAUAAAGCAGAUAUAUCUUUCGCAGAAGAUCGAGACGAUCAUAGGAUUGUCCCUGCGUUGUCCAAAGCAUUCUUGGCUAUGAGAUUGAAGGACAUCAUUAUGAGUUUUGGUGUGAGGAUGCUGAAAAACAAGAGUGGUCAGAAAAUGAAUUUGUUUUACCUUUGCCUAUAAGAGAUUUGCGUGGGAGUCGUUGGUUAAAGGGGGGCACUAGUACCGGUGAGUUUAUCUAUGUAUGGGGAAAACUCA